GAUGCUGUGAACAACCUACCAGGACACUAUAAGUUAAAUAUCAAUUACACGCAAAUUUUACAUAUUCAGAAAGCUUUUUAUGAAACCAUGAGUGAGGGUAAAGGAGAACUUAUCGCCGAACUGGAAGACGAUGAGCGAAAAUAUAAGGUGAAAGUAAAAGACGGAUCAUCGGAAAAGAGAUUCUUUGGCUUGAGCAAAAGACGAUUGGCAUUAGUUGUGGGAGCAGUUUUAGUCAUCUUGUUAAUAAUUAUUUUACUCGUGGUGUUUUUGGUGAAAGUACGCUCAAAGGGAUCUAAAGGUAGCAAAUCACCUUCAGAAGGACGGGAGAAAUGCUCACCAGAUCCCUUGAUUAUCAUAUCAAUGGAUGGAUUUCGACCUGAUUUUCUCGGAAGAAAUCUAACCCCCAACAUCGAUUAUCUCGCUAGCAGUGGAGUUCUAGCAAAAUUCCUCCUUCCUCAAUUUCCAACCAAGACCUUUCCUAACCACUACUCCAUGGUAACGGGCCUUUUUCCCUCACACACUGGUAUUGUGGCUAACCGGUUCAGAGACGACAAACUAAAUGACAACUUUAAAAUUGGAGGACCGACGACGUCUGAUCCGAAAUGGUGGAAAGGCGAACCACUUUGGGUCACCGCCAUUAAGCGAGGUCUCGUGUCUGCGUGUUACUUCUGGGUCGGAUCGGAAGUUCCUAUUGAAGGAAUAUUACCCAACUUCACAUAUGUCUACAAUCAGACUCAUCCGUUUGAAGCGCGUGUGGAUAAAGUUCUGAGCUGGUUGGAUCUGCCAUCCCACUGUACCGCGGAUGAUCCCAACAAGGGAGGCAAACGGCGGCCCUCCUUCAUAACUCUGUAUUUUCAUGAACCUGAUUACACUGAGCAUCGAGCAGGGCCGGACUCAGAGAAGGUAAGUGUCACGCUUUGCUGUCACACCUCAUGUGUCCCGCUCAUGUGUACUUCGAAGCUCAGUGAGCUUCGAAGUACACAUGAGCGGACCGGACGGUCUCGAAUUUUGGGAGAAGUAGAGACUAUUCUAUGGAAAGCGCGCACGAACGAUUGUUAUUCAAGAACCAAUGCGCAGUACAAAAGAGUGGACGAUAUGAUUGGAAGACUGUGGAAAGGGCUAAAGGAUCGAUCCAUGCAGGAUAAAGUAAACAUGAUCCUUGUUGGAGAUCACGGUAUGGCUUCAAAAAGUUGCCAGCGGAUCGUUUACACAGACGCAUACAAUGUAACUCUCGAUGACGUAUAUUCCCCUCAGUGGUAUGGAGGGGCAUUCAUAUCGAUGAAUCCGAAACCGGGAGUUUCAGCGGAAGACAUUGUGGCUCGUUUACAAUGUAAAAAUCCACACUUUCGCGUGUUUUUGAAAGAAAACCUUCCCAAGCGACUUCAUUACUCUGAUAACAGGAGGAUUGGACGAAUUAUCCUAAUUCCGGAAGACGGCUGGUUGGUAGGAUUUAAUUCCACUCGUGGGAUCUGGUACUGUGAUGGUGGAGAUCAUGGCUACAACAACAUAGAUCAUAACAUGCGGACUCUUUUUGUAGCUCAUGGUCCCGCUUUCAAGAAAGGAGAAGUAGUAGAUCAUUUCCUUAGUACAGAACUCUACGGCAUGAUGGCAGGUAUACUCGGGCUUAAGCCAGCCCCGAACGAUGGAACGCCUGGUAGUUUGCGACAUCUAUUGGAUCCAAGUGUCGACAUUGAUAUUCCUGAGACUAAGAAUGAGGGACAGUUAAUGAGAACUGACAUCUGCCGAAAACCUGAGGGCUUUGACAACUGCAGUCGGUGCAUUUGUCAAAAUUGUGAGAAUACAUCAGAGGUUAUUCUAAAUGACAAGAAGUUAGACCUGUCAGACCAACAGAUAUCUGAAUUUCAGGCGACGCACCUUCCGUGGGGAGUACCUGAGGGUGGAGCAGGUCAAGAAGGCUGUAUUCUAGCACAGAAGGGUUUUGUGACAGGCUAUAGUACUUCUCUACGUUUGCCCUUAUGGGUGGCUUAUAGACUUGAUGGAGAGAAAGCGUCACAGUCAGGAACCCGAAGAAAUUGUUUCCGAAAAGAUACUCGCCUUACCGAUUCCCAGGCCUCGCUCUGCAAGCACUACAAGCAUUCGUCUUUUGACCGCGGACACAUGGCGCCGAAUGGUGACUUUGACUCUUCUAAUGAAAACGAUGAGGCAUGGAUGGAUACAUAUCUUUUAUCUAACAUAGCACCUCAAUACCAUGGAUUCAACGCAGGUAUUUGGCUGAAGGCUGAAUAUUUGGUCCGGGAUCUUGCAGCCAACUAUUCACAUGUUUACAUCAUAAGUGGUUCAAUAUUUGACGAGAACGCCGAUGGAAUCCGAGAUGAAGAUGGGAGCAUUUCAAGGUGGCUCAAAAACGAUACCAGCUCAGUGGCUAUUCCUACUCAUUAUUAUAAAAUUAUAAUGCGAUGCGACACCAGCAAGAAACCAUACUACAAUGUGCCCGGAUGUGAAGGAAGACUUGACGUCAUUUCUUUCAUAUUACCCCACUUGCCGAAGCUUCCCUGCUCCAAGUAUGAAUCGUCUUCUAAAUAUCUCCUUGAAAAUGCGGCUAGAGUUCGCGACAUCGAACUGUUGACAGGGAUCAAGUUUUUCAGUGGAUUACCACCAUCGGAGCAGGCGCGACUCAAAACUAUUUCACCGGUCAAAUUGUGGCCCUGAGCAUUUAAGAGCGUGUCUGUAAUUUCCGACCACUCGAAAUUGGUUCAAAAAUAA
Molecule: messenger RNA, 2724 nt
Organism: Stylophora pistillata
Lineage: Eukaryota; Metazoa; Cnidaria; Anthozoa; Scleractinia; Pocilloporidae
Product: venom phosphodiesterase
Molecular function (GO): metal ion binding; nucleic acid binding; hydrolase activity
Source: RefSeq, a predicted model, not a curated record